Messenger RNA from Notothenia coriiceps (black rockcod), 547 nucleotides. Its product is annotated as voltage-dependent calcium channel subunit alpha-2/delta-1-like. NCBI's taxonomy places the organism in Eukaryota, Metazoa, Chordata, Actinopteri, Perciformes, Nototheniidae. Bases 128 to 547 code for a protein of 139 amino acids. The record is from RefSeq and is a predicted model, not a curated record. The transcript has 5 exons.
UCUGAAAGGGAGCGACACACUGCCACUCACGCUGCUGCUGCUCGCCGCUCCCAUACACAGGCGGCGGAGGGUAGCGGAGCCCACUUGGUGUUGACGCGCGUCGGGGAAUUUCCCCCCUUUUUUAACAAUGGAUACCUGCAGGGUACGAUCCUGGGUGUUUCUUGUCCUGUUGUGGCAGGACGGGUCUUUGGCAUCGCAGUUUCCAACACAGCUCAUGAUUAAAGAAUGGGUUGAUCAGAUGCAGAAAGAGCUUGUCACCCUGGCAGACACAGCCACAGCUGGGAAGAGCCUCACAGAGAUUUUUCUGCAAAACCAACACCUGUACACUGUGGAGCAAAACGAUGCAGAAGAGCUGGUUGCCAGAGCGGCAACGAAAAUUGAACAGCUGCUGCGGAAGAGAUCUGCUGCCUUGGAGCAACGAUUCACGAAGCGGCCCUCCCUUCCAACCCGCCACGUUGACGAAAUCUUGAGGCCGUCUAAAACAGCCCCCCCCAAUUCAGAUUUCUGGGAAUUAAGUUUUGGGUUGGGCCGCGCUGAUUCUGGUUAG